Durusdinium trenchii is the source of this 4391-nucleotide messenger RNA. The record is from the annotation of a GenBank genome assembly. NCBI's taxonomy places the organism in Eukaryota, Dinophyceae, Suessiales, Symbiodiniaceae.
AUGUCGACAAUCAUCAACUUGCAAAUGGAGGUUCUGGCACGCAUGAGAGAGCACCGAGAUGAGAUCUUUCGCUUUGGUCCUCGUGGCCGUGCGGAUCGGCCGAGCUUUCAACAGCCUCCGAGGCCACGCGACGGAGAACGGCGGAGGGACGGAGAGCGAAGCGACGGCGCUUCCGCCUCUUUGGCCUCCAUCUCGGAGGCGGACGAGGCGGCGGAAGCGGAGACGGACGGAAGUCUCAAGGCACCGAUGGCACCAGCGAAGUCUCGAGAGAGAGAGGGCUCCUCUCUCCGAAGAAAUGAAAAGGAGAGAGACGGAGGGCGUCAGCGGCUUCCACCACAUGCCGACUCAGCACCAGUCGAAUGGAAUCUCCUUCCCGUGUCUGAGCAGUCUGAGGGUGAUGGAAUCUCCUAUGAGAGAAGAAUUUGUGAGUCAGUGGUGAUCGAAAAAGAAGGAUUUUGUCCAAGUGGUCUUAUCAAUCCUCAUUGGAUUGGGAAGUUGGUUUGGGAUUUUGGAGUGAUGUUUUGUGUUCUCAUGGAUGCGAUGGUUUUGCCUUUCCAACUCACCUUCAAAAGCAACCUUGGGGCGGACAGCUUUGACACUGUGUGGCUUUGGACGACGACCUGGAUCUUUGGCAUCGACAUCAUUUUUAGCUUCAAUUGUGCCAUUGAGAGUGAGGAUGGAGUCCAUGGAGCCAAAAGCAAACUGAUUCUGGACCGGGUGAAGAUUGCGAAGAGCUAUCUGCGCGGAUGGUUUGCCAUCGACUUUGGCUCAACCGUCCCCUGGGCACAGCUCAGUGAGGCGUGGCUAUCUGGCGGUUCUUCGUCGCAGCUCACGCGGCUCACCAAGGUGGUGAAGUUCGUUCGGCUGCUGCGCUUAGUUCGGAUGCUUCGCCUGGCCAAGCUGGGACAGAUCUGGGAGCGCGUGGAGCAUCGCAUCGGUUCUCUCUUUCUGCUGCAGUGCAUUUCGCUGCUCCGCGUUUUGUCCGUUGUGGUGGCGAUGUGCCACUGGAGCGCAUGUCUCUUUUGGCUCAUCGGACUCCCUCGAAACAUCUUUACGGACGUCUUCUUCUCCGAAGAUGAGCAGCAGGCGUAUGAAGCGGCACCUCACUGGACGACCAUUUGGAGGCAUCAUGAUGCGGUGGAGACUUCAUGGCGCUGGUUGGAUCGAAGCACGUCGGAGACCUAUGUCUUUUGCUUCUACUGGACUCUUGGGGUCAUGAGAACGAUGCCAGCCGAAGUCACGCCAGUGAACCUGCCCGAGAGGGUCUUUGUUUUGAUUUUCAUGUUUUUCGCCUUGUCCGCCUUUGCCAUUUCCAUCGCGCUGAUUACGCAAUCCUUCUUCAAGCUUUCGGAACGCAAGAAGGCCUUCAAUGAGGAAUAUGCGGCAGUGCGUUUACAUCUUCAGAGAACCAAAGUGAGCGAAGAUAUCCAGUUUCGUGUGAAGUCCUAUCUGAAAUAUCUCUUCGACCAGCGGAAGACUCAUGCUAAAGAGGCGACAUUGCUGAACUCUUUGCCAGAUGAGCUCAAAGAUCAGGUUUUCCGAUGUCAAGCCUUGCACCAUAUGAUGCGACUGCCCAACAUGCAACACUUCAGGCGGUCUCAUCGCCUACGCUUGGCGGCGGCGGCCGCGACGUGCGAUUUCAUGCCCGGGCAAGCCUUGGUGAAGCGCAACGAUCCCAUCGAAGCCUCUUGGAUUUUGAUCUCGGGACAGCUCCACAAGGAUGGAUGGAAUGUCGACGAAUACCCCACGGUGGUCCAUGCCGAGUGUUUGGAGCCGCACGGGCACGAGCCGCUCCUGUCGGACUGUCAAGUGGUGGCCACCGAGGUCUCGGAGGUCCUUCGUGUGGACAAGGUUGUGCAGGUUCAACAGCUAUUGAUAAGGGUGGACAUCCUUGAGCGGAGGCUCUCAGAGGUUGCAUCACGGCCCUCAAGAGGAAUUCGAGCUUGUCUCAGCCUCCCACCCAGGGCCCCCAGUCCUGCAAGGACCUCAUCAAGUGCCUCAUCUGCGUUCAGCUAUCCCUACUCUCUCUUCUGAGGCUCUUCGCCUUUGUGCAAAUCUUCGUGGAUGCAAGCGGCAAGCUAUCCUGGGCUCGCUUCGUGUUGGAGGGCCGCGUCAGCAAGCCCCGACCUUCAAGUCCCUGCGACCUUGCAAACACAACCUACAUUGUGGUCAGGGAGGAGGGCAUCACCGAGCCGGUGCGGGUUGAGAAGGCAUCGGACUACAGAGCUUUGCUCGGUGACUUCACGGGGUCGAGCAGCAUCUCUCACGGACUCGCCCCAAAGGCUAAGGCCAAGGUAUACUGCUUGGGGCCCAACAUCCCGUUCCCAGAGCGCCUGUACCAAUGGAGUUAGAUGCUAUAGUGCCUGCGGUGGAGGACAACGUAGAGCUCUUCAGGAUCUAUUGGCCCCCAGAUCCGGUGCAAGGCCGUGCUGGUAUGUUUGGUGGUGGUGGUGGUACGGCGGGCUGCCGGACGAGGAGUGUUGGUAGCAAUGCCUGCCGCCCUGGUUUCUGCAGGAAGCCUUCCCUUGGAUCCCUCUGAGAUGGAGGUGGUUGGACCUCAUGUUCAGUUCGAGGUGCCUGCAGUCCGUCUGUCCGAAUUUGGCAUGGACAGCCUUGGGAUCGACAUCAGUGUUCAUAUGGACCUUGGAGUGGACGCCCUUCGUGCUAUGACACCUUUGUCUCUUUUGCCCGAAUCUGGAGACCCGGGGCCUCAUUGGUUUUGGAGAGGAUUUGGACGUUGUCCCGCCAAGAGAUUGGCUAGCUGCUCAGGUUUAUCAGAGAAUGGCCUUCUAUUCUGCAGAAGAGGGGAAGAGCAUGGGGAGCGUCAAGCAGCUCCUCUCCCCCCAAGGGAGCCGUAUCGGAGGUGUCACUCCAGAUCAUUCGCCAGUCAGGCAGAAGGCAAAGGAGUCUGCAAAGAAGCGUGUGACCACGGCUGCUCUUUCGGAACAGCUGACAGGCCUGAUGGAGCUUCUCUCCACUAUGACAGAGCAGAUCUCAGAGUUGCAACGAGGUCAUGAAGCCCUGCAAGACUCCAUUUGAGCAGAAGCGGCUGGCGGCGCCAUGUCAAGCAAGCCAACUGCCCAUCUCUGCUCCUGCUAGCGGGGUGGCGGGAUUUGAUGGUAAUCAGACUCGCUGGCCUGGGUAACUGGAAUUGCGAGGCCUUCCUGUUUGACUUGCUCUACAGCCUUGUGCAAGCCCAAGUUCAUCAAGUCUGACGUCAAGCCUCCUGUCUCGCAGUCCCCAGUUGUCAGUGACACUGAUCAUGAUCAGUCAUUCAGACUAUGCAGCGUAUGGGAUGUGAACCGCCUUUUCUGCUUGUAGGCCCUGUCUGACGUAAUGAAUGACUGACGGGAUCCCCAUCACCAGUUCUCAGUUCUAUGAGAGUGCGGCAGUCAAUGCAGUAUAUCUUACAUGGAAGGUGGCCCCAAUGUCUACAGGCAGUAUAAUGACUAUUCUGCACUCUCUGCAGAGGACAUUGCCUUUGCUAAGAGUGAGGCCUAUGCUGGUGAUAGCAGGUCGAAGACUUCAUUCAUUGUUGUGCGCAGAAGGAGCUUUCACAAGAGAGGGCGUCUUUGUGUCAGAUGAUAUGGAGGUCUCUGAUUCUCUGCCCUACAAGCUGAUCGGUUCUGAAACCAUUUUACCCAAACAAAUCGCCGUUUAUGGCACUGUGGCGCAGGGAGUCCAUGUGGAGAAGCUUUUUGAUUUGGUGACGCUGCCGGUCAGUGUGGCAUUUCCUUCAUAUACUUCCGACGCCUUCCAAUCUCUUCUGCUGGACUUAUGGUUUUCAGUCGUGAUCUACCGAAGGCCUAUGGUGGCCCACUCCGGUAUGCUGAGCCGAGCAACCUGAAUCCAGAGUCUCCGAUGGCUUGGUCGAUGAGCAGAGGAGUUGCUGGAGAAAUGCUGGUAUUGCUGUGCUCUGGACCCUUGGCUGCUUCCAACACGGCUGUUCCCUUCCCUGAACGAGCUUAUGCAUCAGGCCCCUCUAUUUUGAAAAAGGCCUGGUUGUUGCUGGAAUUGGGGAACAACUUUCACGCUUCGGAGAGCUGAUCAGAAGAAGGCCAAGAACCUUAAGAUGAUUUUGAGCUUGAGCCCUACUGUUGGAGCUGGAGAGGGUCCUCUCUAGAGGAGGGAGCUGCAUUAAGGGCUUAUGAAGCUGAAGCCCUCAGAAGAAGAGGUGGAAUUUCUGGACAUUGUGAAGAAUUUGAGGUCCAGGUUGGGCAACGUUGUGGCUGCCGGGAGACCGAUGCUGAAGCGCUCCAUGAGUGGCGUCAGUGAAGACCGCGAUGAGGUCGCCGUGGCCACGGUGGCCGUGAUGUCCACGUCGUGAAGAGGGAGGAGGAAAAGGACGAAAAAAAUGAACAAAACAAAACACAUGGUGUAAAACAUCAUUU